This is a messenger RNA of Nerophis ophidion (straightnose pipefish), 1467 nucleotides long. It is a transcript of the gene cebp1, whose product is annotated as CCAAT/enhancer binding protein (C/EBP) 1. The coding region runs from base 155 to 745 and encodes 196 amino acids. NCBI's taxonomy places the organism in Eukaryota, Metazoa, Chordata, Actinopteri, Syngnathiformes, Syngnathidae. The record is from RefSeq and is a predicted model, not a curated record. Gene Ontology annotation, molecular function: DNA-binding transcription factor activity, RNA polymerase II-specific; RNA polymerase II cis-regulatory region sequence-specific DNA binding. Gene Ontology annotation, biological process: regulation of transcription by RNA polymerase II; myeloid cell differentiation; DNA-templated transcription. The transcript has 3 exons.
UGCGUGUGUGUGUGCGUGUGUUUGUGGGAGGAGAGAAUGGGAGCGAGUGAGAGAUAAAGAGAGAAGGGGGAGACUUUCAGGUUUCCUCAAACCAUUCAAACUGUCACCCUGGAUGACAAACUGACCAAUAAUCUGGGCCUUUGUGGAAGUAGUCAUGAUGUCCGAAUCCAGGGUGUCAUCUGUCAUUCAUGAGUGGAUGAGCCCCUACCCGGGUCAGGCCCACAUGACCACAUCAAGUCCUGCAGGUUCCACCAAUCUGGCUCCAAUGGACAUGAUAUCAUACGGUCAGUCUCAGGGCCUGAGGGGGGACAGUGACGACAGGAUGGACGAGCAGAUAAUGGGACUGUCCUACCUACCAUACACAUCUUCUUGUCUGGGCAACACCACCAGUUCAGGGAAUCACCAUCACCACCAGAACCAUGACAACAAUCAGCAGGAGUUCUCUGCGCCUUUCCUCUUGCCAACAAUGCGACCGCCGGUGGCUAAGCGGUGCAUCAGCAAGGACAGUGCAGAGUACCGACUGCGACGCGAGAGGAACAACGUUGCCGUGCGCAAGAGCCGGGAUAAGGCCCGGCGGAGGAUCCUGAUGACCCAGCAGAGGGCUCUGCAGCUGCAGGAGGAGAACCAUAAGCUGCAGAUGAAGAUUGGGCAGCUCACACAGGAGCUGAACACUCUCAGACACAUCCUGUCUCAGCGUCACUUGACAGGUUCUGAGGAGGGAACAGCAGGGGUGUCCACUAUCUAAGCAACAGGUGUCCAAAUGUAACUCAGGGGUCAUUUUUUUUACUUUUCUGGUCAGCGACAUCUAAAUUAAAACAAAAAGACCUUCACACAAUAAAAUUUAAAAAAGACCAUUAUCCCGAAUGGAUGCCGUUUACUUGUUGUAACUCCUAAAAUACACAUACAUUUCUGACUUUUUUUUUAAAAACAUCAAAUAUCACACAAUUUAAACCCAUCUCAGGCCACUUUAUUUUAUUUUUCUUAUGGCAAAGGUGACUCGUUUUAGUAACAGGAGUGAGUUUCAAUGUGUAGAAUGUGUUGCUUGAUUGGGACAUUAAAAAUAAUGUCCCACCAGUGGACUUCGAGAGCCUUGGAUUUUUCAGGACUCUGGACACCCCCAAUCUAUUAACACUAUAUUGUAACUGCAUAUUUUAACAAGAAAUGCAUCAAAAGAUGUGCCACAAUAUGUUGAUUAUUUUGCUUGUCAUCAUACAUAAGUCAAAUAUUAGAAAGCCAUUUCAAUAUGAUGCAGCGUCACCAAUGAUGGUCUUGAUUAAAGUGUUCUAGAUGGUCACUUUGGUCAAUAUACUUCAUUGACGUGUGUUUUGCCGCCAUUCUCAGGAAUAAUUAAACUUUUAAAAUAAAUUCCAAAAAGAUACAGUAUGUAAAUUGUUGGUGUGUACAGUUUUGGUUAUAGCUUAUUAUUGUUAUUUUUGUAAAUAAACACUGAAGCUGCAAUUCAGAUAA